Molecule: messenger RNA, 1392 nt
Organism: Bufo bufo (common toad)
Lineage: Eukaryota; Metazoa; Chordata; Amphibia; Anura; Bufonidae
Product: MAP/microtubule affinity-regulating kinase 4-like
Biological process (GO): protein phosphorylation; microtubule cytoskeleton organization; intracellular signal transduction
Cellular component (GO): cytoplasm
Molecular function (GO): ATP binding; protein serine/threonine kinase activity; protein binding
Source: RefSeq, a predicted model, not a curated record
CCCUCACCACCCCCAUCUCCCCCAUCUCCCCCCAUCCUGCUCUCAGCCCCCCCCGGAGUGCAGAGGAAUGCUGUGAGACCCCGCGGCGGCCCGACCAUGUCUCGUGCGUCCACCGGCAGCGAGAGGGUCAAUGACUCGACUGGCUCUGCCCGCUCCGAAAAAGGCUCAACCACCUCCUCCUCCUCUGUCUCUUGGCCGUCCCGCCCCCCAGGAGCCCGGUCCCGGAGCUCCGCCCCCGAUGAGCCACAUGUGGGCAAUUACAGGCUCCUGAGGACCAUUGGGAAGGGAAACUUUGCUAAAGUGAAGCUGGGAAGACAUGUCCUAACCGGGAGAGAGGUCGCUAUAAAGAUAAUUGAUAAAACUCAGCUGAACCCCAGCAGCCUCCAAAAGCUUUUCCGUGAAGUUCGGAUCAUGAAGGGCCUGAACCACCCGAAUAUUGUGAAGCUCUUUGAAGUGAUUGAGACAGAGAAGACCCUCUACCUGAUCAUGGAGUACGCCAGUGGAGGUGAAGUGUUUGAUUACCUGGUGUCUCACGGGCGGAUGAAGGAGAAAGAAGCCCGUGCCAAAUUCCGUCAGAUUGUAUCCGCCGUUCACUACUGUCACCAGAAGAACAUUGUCCACCGGGAUCUUAAGGCUGAGAACCUCCUGCUCGACGCUGAGGCUAAUAUUAAGAUUGCUGACUUUGGGUUCAGUAAUGAAUUUACUCCUGGUGGAAAGCUGGACACAUUCUGCGGGAGUCCCCCGUAUGCCGCUCCUGAAUUGUUCCAAGGAAAGAGGUACAAUGGUCCUGAAGUGGACGUGUGGAGCCUGGGGGUCAUACUCUACACUCUGGUCAGCGGCUCCUUGCCAUUUGAUGGACAGAACCUCAAGGAGCUGAGGGAACGUGUUCUUCGUGGUAAAUACAGAGUCCCCUUCUACAUGAGCACAGACUGUGAGAGUGUCCUGCGCAGGUUUCUGGUGCUGAACCCCACCAAGCGCUGCACUCUAGAGCAAAUAAUGAAUGACAAAUGGAUGAAUAUCGGGUACGACAGUGACGAUCUGAAGCCAUACAAGGAGCCGGAGGAAGACCACGCUGACCCGAAGCGCAUCGAGGUCAUGCUGGAGAUGGGAUAUUCCAGGGAGGAGAUUAAAGACGCUUUGAACUCUAAUAAGUACAAUGAGGUUAUGGCCACCUACCUGCUGCUGGGGCGGAAAGCUGAGAAUGAAGCAGGGGAGUCUCGAUCAGACAGCACGCUCUCCCUCUCUCGCAGUCGAGUCACCUCUGAUGUCACCAAUGGCGCCAGCAAGUCAUCGUCCACCCACAGCAAGAACCAGCGGGGGUACCAGAGGCAGAGGAGGCACAGCGACUUCUGUGAGUCCUGGGCACCCAGAGGAAGGCGCUCAGCACUGGGG